Molecule: messenger RNA, 826 nt
Organism: Oppia nitens
Lineage: Eukaryota; Metazoa; Arthropoda; Arachnida; Sarcoptiformes; Oppiidae
Exons: 3
Coding region: 205-747 (180 amino acids)
Source: RefSeq, a predicted model, not a curated record
AUUAAAUACAUUGUAUUAUUGAUACAUAAAAUGAUUUUCUAAUGAUAACGCCUACUCUGAUUUUGAUUGAAAUCACGCAAAAAAAUAUAGCAAACAUUAUAGUCUAUAAUUUACAGACAACUAAAACAACUCUUUUUUGUUAUUGUUAUUAUUUAUUUUCUUUCUAUUAAUGAAAUUUUUACAUCAAUUCAAUAGUAUAUUUUAAUGAGAGUUUGUGCCAAAAAUAUGAAACUACCGGCGAUUACUUUGUUUUUAAUAUUACAAUCAUUAAUAACCAGUGAAACAACAGUCUCAUCGCAUGAAAUAUCGUCAAAACACAUUGCAAUGAUAGCUAAACACUAUAAAAAUCUGGUGAAACGUGAUCUUGAAUUGAGAUCUGGUUUUGUGUCUCAAAGUAAAGAAACAAAUCUAUCAGAAGGACAGUCUAAUAAUAUAUCAAAAAUUAUAACAAUAACAUCAACAACAACAACAAUAAAACCACAGAUGACUUCAUUCAAGGGCAACACAAGUGAUAAAAACUUCAAUGAAAUGGUUAUUGCAAUUGAAGUUUGUUUGACAAUUUCAUUGUGUUUGGCAAUACUAACAGUUUAUAUACAAUGUAARAGUAAAUGUGAAACAAAUAUUGAAAACAAUGGUCGGACUGGACUUCGGCUAAAUUCACUCAACGAUUUCAAUGAUAUUAUUAGUGUCAAUACAGAGCCCACUAAUAGAGGUUAUAUGGCAUUCAAUAACAUUAAUAAUAAAUAAUAAAAAUAAUUUAGUUUGAUUAUUAUAGUAUUUUAAAUAAUUAAUUUCAAUAUAUAUCAGUUAUAAUUUUUUUAUAUAA